Molecule: messenger RNA, 3000 nt
Organism: Aspergillus puulaauensis
Lineage: Eukaryota; Fungi; Ascomycota; Eurotiomycetes; Eurotiales; Aspergillaceae
Exons: 6
Coding region: 1-3000 (999 amino acids)
Source: RefSeq, a predicted model, not a curated record
AUGCCUUCGUUCUCUCGCUUCUUCCGGAGUAAAGACUCCAGUGCUGCGAAAAAGAACUCAAAAACACCUGCAGCGGAAAACACAGGCCCUGCGAAGCCAACAUGGACCGAUGCAUGGCAGCGCACGGAGGUCGGACCAGAAGAGGUUCAACAACUGCUGAGAGCUUGCACCCAAGAGCUCAAAGUACGAGCACUUCAAACCCCGUUCAUGCUGCUCCCAUUCCGCCCGAGCUCCGAUACUGUCACGGCCCGUACCUUCAUUCGAAAUUACUUCGAUCAGUCUCUAAAAAGAGGCUCGCCUUUUGCUGGAAAUGAAUUGGCACAAGAACUGCGGCUUACCGACCCGAUGGUCUUAUGCAGUGUGCUGAAAUGGUGCUGGAGCAGACUCCCUGGGGGAGUUGUUACCUGGGAAGCUUAUGAACUGUUCAAGGUUGGCGAGCAAGACUCUCAAUUUGCUCGUGACGCAUUCUCGACAUUCAUACCUAUCAGCGUAGAGUCAGACGCUCGGACCAAAAUCAUCUUUGACUUUUUCGAUCUCUUGACAGCCAUUGCAGCGCAUGGCAAGUCCAAUGGCCUGGGAGGUCGGAAGCUUUCCCGCUUCGCUGGAUGGUGGGCUUUCGAACAUAGUGACACUGGCAGUGGUUUUGAAGCGGCCUACAAGAAUUGGGCAAGCGCCGCCGACGCAACAAGUCACUUGUUCUUUGCCUAUCUACGUUCGCUUUCACCUGAUGCCCCUCGCGGCAUGAACAGCAUAUCGACACUACCAAUCGCCUUGCAGUCAUUAGUCCAGGCCACAGAAUACCCCCCUGAAACACCAACGCUUCUCCAGGUAUCGACCACCAAAGUUGUCAUGAUUGUCGACACAGUCUCCCCGACCCCCUUCGCCUUGUUGCGCCGUGCAAAGAACUUCGAAUAUAGAGAUAGCGAUGAACAUCUCCAAAAAUUCGCGGGUUAUGAGGACCCACUGAAGGCCCUUACCGACGAGUGCCUGCGUGUUCUAAGAUGUAUCUCAUCUACCAACCAAUCUGCAGCCGAGGAGCCGGUUGCGGCAAACCGUGAUGCAUCAUGGUCCAGGUUUGAGGAUCUUGGAUUCGGGGGCGCUAUUGAACCUGCACUCGAAGAAAAUGGUGCUCACUCAAGCUCCGCCCCAAAGGAAUUUGGGGGUAGUAUGAGAUCUGUACCUUAUUCUGGCGGUGGCGACCUCGGCCGUCCUACCACACCAUCAUGGGCUGAUUUCAUGUCGUCCGGUUUUGGCGAUGACAGCACCUCUUUCAAAGCCCCUGUUGCUCCUCUACUUCUUCCUCCCGAUAAAGUCCUGCCACCAAUUGCCACCGUACGGGGCCAAAGCUCGCAAUCUCACAAACGAGGUCUCAAUGACGAGCCUUCUAUGGAUCCUGGUGAGCUGGCUAGUAUCACAAACCUUGACAUAGAUGACUCUUUCUGGUGGGUUUGGAUCAGUAGUCUAGCAGGCGAAGAGCCCACCGCGCGGAAAGCGGUCUUUGGACGUUGCGCAUUGCUUGAAACAGUCAUCAGGAAUACAAAAUGGUUGGUCCUCGAGGAACAGGUCAAGGGUGCUGCUCCAGAACCUGAAGUUGGCGCAUACAUUGUCGAGAAGAAGCGGUUCUUCGGAUUCUCGACACGAAGGGGCAAACUCGGGCGCCGCAAGUCCUCGGCAAAGAAGAUUAAUUCGGUGGAGGAUUCUUACAAGCGUCCCAAUAACCAAGGGCCGAAUAGCAAGGCUAGCAUAGCCCCAGAUCAACACGCACGUAUCCAAGCCGCCGCUGCUGCUCUUCAGAGAAAGCACCGAGAGGAGCAGGAGCUCGCCAACGGAACCAAGACAGGCGCUGAAGAUGAUGCAUCUAACCCGAAAAAGACUAUUUCCAUGAUGACGCUGCAACCAUCCAUCGUGAAUGAAGCUUCCCAAGCUAUGAAAUGGGCCAGUAACUACGACAAACACGCCUACAGGGCAGCCUAUCUGAGCGACACCCGUGCAGGAACUGGCACUGCAACCGAUGAAAAUAAGGAGCGAUCAGCUCCGUCGAUGGCAACUAGCUCCAGACAGCCACCUACACCGCCGAAAGACUCUGCUCCUGCUCACACUACAGAAGUACCAAACACGGCUGAGAAGCCCACGGAUGGUACAAAGACUGGCACUAAUGAUACAGAGCCACCGGCUGUGGAACCGCCAGCCAAAGCACCCAAGGAAACCGCAGAAUCGGAUGCGCCCCACAAGCUGAAGAAGAAAGCAGCUAAUACCGGGUUCAAGAGCAUGUUUGGAACAAGCAAGAAGAAGGACGCCGAGGGAAAGCAGCCUCCUUUGAAGCCAACCGGAGCCGAAGGGUCGGCUGUUGCUGCUGCGCGCGCUGCGCUAGAGGGUAAAGCAAAGGCCUCACAGGAACAACCACCUAGCCGCAAUGGGCCCGCAACCUUGAAAAAGAAGCCAGUUCCAGGCACAGCCCCUACGAAGACCGCCGUACCUGAUACCGAGACGGCCCCUGAGCCAGCCCCUGAGCCAGCGGCUGUUUCAGCUCCAGAGCCCCAACCCAGCGAGCCUAAAGCUCCAGAGCCAGCUCACGAGCCCAUGAGUGACCAUCCCCAGAUCCGCCGUGAGGCUGAGUACGAUGCACUUUCCCGAGUCGAUACCAACGAGCAAGUAGCAGCGGACCGCGAAUUCUCGAGGUUUGACCAGGGACCCCUAGUGGACCAGCCGGCAUUCGUCCCCGAAGACUCGCCUGUUGAAGAAACACCUCCCAAGACUGACACUAGCCCACCUGUGUCUCCGAUCUCUCCUAGCUCUCCACCCCAGGACAACGCAUCUCAAGAUCGUUGGGCUCAAAUUCGAAAGAAUGCGGCAGAAAGAGUUCAGGUCGAACCCCGCCCAAGUACUGCUGAUGAAGACGGCAACACUAGCGAGGAAGAAAGCUUUGAAACUCGCGCUGCGCGUAUCAAGGCACGAGUUGCUGAAUUGACCGGAAACAUGCAAGGUGCAAACCGGUCUUGA